AUGCUGCCGUACGUGUUCCCUGACCUCGCCGCCUUUCCCACAGUCGCUGACCUCAUUACGCACCUUCGUACUAGUGACACCCGCUACCGCGCUGCGCUUCCUGCUGAGUUCUGCGCCAAGAACCCCCCCCCCCCCCCCCCCCCCAUGUACAUCACCCUCUACUACAUAGUCACCCGGCUCCCUGACUCCCUUCGCUUAGUCAGGGACCACUUCCUCUCUGUUUUCCCCACCACACUCACCAAUGACCUCCUCGAGGAGCGCCUCCUGGCAGCUGAGAAGAGUAUAGUCGCUGUAGGAGCCUCUCCUGGUGACCCUCGUACCCCCUUCUUUGAGGGGUGCUCCCCCUCCCCGCUUUUGCCCUCUGUUGCCUCUGCUGCUGCCGUCGACUUCGUUGGCACCGAGUCGCGGGGUGGGGGUGCUGGUCCUUGUGCCUACGUCCUGCGUACCGGCGGCCGCACUGGUGAGCUGUGCGGUGGCCCGAACACCACCGAGCGCUGCUUCGGCCGCCUGACAGACGCUUGGCGUCUCCAGUUCCCUGACGCCACUGAGAUCCCCCACUGGGGUGAGCUGCUUAGGUCGGGGGUUGCUAUCUUUGAUCUGGAUUAUGAUGCUAUUCUUGCUGCCAUGUAUAUUGUGUCUACUAGUGAUGAGGGUGACUGUUACCUGUGUGUUCCGCCUGACCCGGGCAUUGAGGCUGCUCCUCUAGGUGCUGGUGAGGCUGCUACUCUAGGUGCUAGUGCGUCUGCUGCCCCAGGUGCUGGUGAGUCUGCUCUCUCAGGUACCACGUCGGCUCAGGCCUUACACACCUUCACCCUUGACUCGGGUGCUUCCCGCUCCUUCUUUCGAGACCGCACCACGCUUACGCCGCUUAGUCGGCCAAUUGCGGGCUCCCUGGCGGACCCCUCUGGGGGUCCUGUCCUUGCCCACUUCUCCACUGUCUUACCGUGUCCGGCGGCCCCCUCUGGCACCCUGUCCAGUCUCUACCUCCCCUUGUUCUCUACGAACUUGGUGAGUGGUGCUGAUCUAUAG
Molecule: messenger RNA, 1029 nt
Organism: Closterium sp. NIES-65
Lineage: Eukaryota; Viridiplantae; Streptophyta; Zygnematophyceae; Desmidiales; Closteriaceae
Source: the annotation of a GenBank genome assembly